This is a messenger RNA of Cyclocybe aegerita, 1683 nucleotides long. The record is from the annotation of a GenBank genome assembly. NCBI's taxonomy places the organism in Eukaryota, Fungi, Basidiomycota, Agaricomycetes, Agaricales, Hemipholiotaceae.
AUGAAUCCAGCCGGGCUAAUAAAUCACUCCUCGGAAGGGAGAUUUAUACGGCUCUUCUCGUUCCUCGCUGCGGCCGGCUUCUUUGGACAGGUUCUGCCUCUUGCACCAACAGACUCAUGGCGAGAUGUGGACCUCGGCCAAUCCUCAUAUGCUGGUGGAAACCAUAACUUGGAUCCUGCUGUUGUCGACAGCUCGCUGUUCGGUCUUCUGUGGAAGGUAGACUUCAACCCAGGAGAAACCCAUUACGCUAGACCGUUGGUUUAUACACCCCCAUCGACAAACAAGCAGAUCGUUUUUCUGGCAUCGACCGAGAAUAUACUCCGAGUCCUUGACGCAGAGACUGGAGAAGUUUUGAAGGAGAGGAAGGUCGAUGAGCCAUUCCACAUGUCGGAGGCGUUUUGUACACAAGUAUCAGAGACCCUUGGAGUUCUGGGCACGCCAACUAUCGACCCAGGAACCGACACCGCUUACUUCUUCGCAAAGUCGUACAUCCCAUAUUACCGCGACAACACGCCAACCGGUAUUAUAAACGGAGUGUACUACUUCUACGCUGUUGACGUCAAGACGCUUGAAGACAGGGAAGGAUUUCCUAUUCUUGUUGAUGGUCUGCCGGCGGACAAUGAUCCUAGGAGAUACUUCAUCGGCGGUACGAUCCUGCAACGCCCAUCAAUGCUGCAACUCGGUGACAUCGUCUACGCUGGAUUCGGUGCGAUGUGCGACGCGUUUAACCUCACCGGGACAAUCAUGGGGGUGGAUGUGAAGCAAAAGAAAGCGGCCACGAACUGGGUAACACAAGCAGGGCCCGACUCUCCGUUCUCAGACGAUUGGACAGCUUGGCAUGGCGGUGGUCCAGGUGGUGUCUGGCAAGCCGGACAAGGCCUCUCAACUGACGGAAAUGGCAACAUCUUCUUCGUUGUCUCCAGCGGUGGCGGCUCGCUGCCGGACCCCGUCAUUGACACGAUACCUAGGCGCGGCAAUGCAAGCAUAUCUGUCUUGUCAGAAGCCGUUGUUCGCGUCACACCCGCAACGGAUGGUGGCCUUGAUUUGGCCGACUUCUUCCGGCCGUACAAUUACCAGUUCGACGACGGAAGGGGUCUCGGCUCUGGUGGAUUCGCCAUACUGGAUUCACACUUCAGUUCUCCCAGUGUAGCUCGCAUUGGCGCAGUGGCGAACAGGAAUCAUCAGAUCCUCAUCUUCGACGUUUCCGACUUGGGAGGUUAUCGUCAAGGUUUGAACGGAACGGACGCCAUUCUGCAAGCGAUCCCUACCAGUGGCGAAGUUUACGGCAGUGUUGGCGCUUAUCCGUUGGAUGGCGGUUACAUCUAUGCAUCUCCAAUCGGACAUCCUCUCGCUGCAUACAAGUUCUCCAUUACCGACGUCGGUAGGCCGCAAUUCGUCUUCGCAGGGCAGUCAGAAGUGUCCAGCUUAGAACAGCGUGGAACGGGCAUCCCAACGGUGACAUCUUUCCGUGAAGAGCCGGGCACCGGAAUUGUCUGGCUCACGGACCCUGUCGAGGGUUUGAGAGCCUGGCAUGCAAUUCCCGGAGAAAAUGGCGUAUUGAAACAGAUCGACCUUCCGACGAUAAACGGAGCCAAUCGAUACUCGAGACCGUCAUUCGGAGAUGGAAAGGUGUACGUGGUGGAUGCAGCGGGAAGCGUGGUUUGCCUUGGCGUUAAGGCAUAG